Messenger RNA from Botrytis fragariae, 783 nucleotides. RefSeq lists its product as uncharacterized. The annotation marks the transcript as partial. NCBI's taxonomy places the organism in Eukaryota, Fungi, Ascomycota, Leotiomycetes, Helotiales, Sclerotiniaceae. The record is from RefSeq and is a predicted model, not a curated record. The transcript is spliced from 4 exons.
CAAAAUGAACCUGACCAUGUUCUGGCCCAAUCAUGGAUAGAUCUCAGAGCCACAAGUGCAGUAAAAGAGUUUCUACAGGGUGAACUAUGGGCAUCGGAACACACAGCUCAUGACUUGUGUCAAUCUCGUCCAAGCCAAGAGGCAAAGUUUGCUCUUUGCAUUAUCAACUCGUCAAGAGAUUUGAAUUAUUUACCUGUAAGCAUCGACGACUAUACUUUUCUUGGUGGCACGAUCGAUUUCUCGCUAGACUAUUGCCAUUUAUUUGCUAUGAUAUCAUACAGUGAUGCUCUGGACAAUCUCAGAAAGGCUGCGCUGGGGGGUUCGAGGACGUACCAGUCGCUUGUCCAACAUAGGUCUCGCCAUGCUAUCACUACGGCAAAAUUGAGAUUGUCGUAUCUCAGCACCUAUGCACCGAUUUUAUUUCACAAGUUUAACAAUGGACUCGACACGCCUUGUGGCCCGAUCUUGGUCAUUUUCGUAUUUCGUUCCAUUAGCUUAAAUACUAUGCAAGUCGCAAUAGCUUCAGAUCAGAUGAUACAAGUUCAAACGAGAUACCUGUGGUCAUAUUUAUGGGGGCUCAGUCUCAUAGCCUUGAUAUUUUCCUCGCUCCUGGCUCUCGGUUUAGUGUUUGCCGAGGAACAGAGAUGUCGAAAGAGCAAAAUUGACACCACAGAUGGCGUAGUGAAUUUUCCUGAUGGCACAGACACGCAUGUCGAGCUGCGCGAGAACAUGGAUUACGUGAUGCUUGACCUAUAUCUAUGGACUUUCGAUUUACACGCAUAG